GGUAGGGAGAUCAAAUUAGAAUUUACGUCUCUCAGCUGUAAUAAGCUUGUUAUCAAGGCUGGCAAGAGCUCAGGGGGCUGACAGGGGUCAGCUGGGGACUCAAGUGUAAGGAGCAAGUGAAAAAGGGGCAGUGUUGAGCAGAAGAGAGGGCUUAUCUCCAGCAUCUAGCACUACAGAGCAGAGGCUGUGUGGAGGAUGGCUGCAAAAUCGGAAUUGGUGGUAGAAGCAGUUUCCUUUCUGGUUGUGAGUAUGAGCCCGGCAGACACCAUGAGCGCUGCCGCAGGGGAGUGAGCCUGUGCUUGACACAUGUGUUUCCCAUUGAUAGCUGGAGACAGCCCAGUAGCUGUGAGUCGGUCUGACAAAGCCAUAUUGAAGUACAGAGUACGGUUUCAAAGCAGUCAGAAAAAGAACGGGAAUGCUGUUCAGGAAAUUCUUCAGGCAUGGGCAGGGACUUGGCUGCAGUUCUGCAGUUGGAAAAUCUGACUGGGGCAGCUUCUGAGCACAGGCUGGGCCUGCUCACGCUCCGCGGGCCGAGUGGCCACCUCCUUCAGAGCUGCUCAGCACGCCCUGGGAUCGCCAGCGGUUUUCAUCGGCCAGUGUGUGAGCCGGACAGGAGAGAGACAUUACUGCCGGGAGUGUUGAGUGAAGGGACCAGGUGGAGAUGAUGCCUCAGGAACAGUACACUCACCACCGGAGCACCAUGCCUGGCUCCGAGGGGCCACAGGUAUACAAGGUGGGGAUUUACGGCUGGCGGAAACGAUGCCUGUAUUUCUUUGUCCUGCUCCUCAUGAUUUUAAUACUGGUGAACCUGGCCAUGACCAUCUGGAUUCUCAAAGUCAUGAACUUCACAAUUGAUGGAAUGGGAAACUUGAGGAUCACAGAAAAAGGUCUAAAGCUAGAAGGAGACUCCGAAUUCUUACAACCUCUCUACGCCAAAGAAAUCCAGUCCCGACCAGGUAAUGCCCUGUACUUCAAAUCGGCCAGAAAUGUUACAGUGAACAUUCUCAAUGACCAGACUAAAGUGCUGACUCAGCUGAUAACAGGUCCAAAAGCUGUAGAAGCUUAUGGCAAAAAGUUUGAAGUAAAAACUGUUUCUGGAAAAUUGCUCUUCUCUGCAGACGAUAAUGAAGUGGUCGUAGGAGCUGAAAGAUUAAGAGUUUUAGGAGCGGAGGGCACAGUGUUCCCUAAAUCUAUAGAAACACCUAAUGUCAGGGCAGACCCCUUCAAGGAACUAAGGUUGGAGUCCCCAACCCGGUCUCUAGUGAUGGAGGCCCCAAAAGGAGUAGAAAUCAAUGCAGAAGCUGGCAAUAUGGAAGCCACCUGCAGGACAGAGCUGAGACUGGAAUCCAAAGACGGAGAGAUUAAGUUAGAUGCUGCGAAAAUCAAACUACCUAGACUGCCUCACGGAUCCUACACGCCUACAGGAACGAGGCAGAAGGUCUUCGAGAUCUGCGUCUGCGCCAAUGGGAGAUUAUUCCUGUCUCAGGCAGGAGCUGGGUCCACUUGUCAGAUAAACACAAGUGUCUGCCUCUGAAAGACUAUCCAUAGUGGACAUUGACAGCAGCAUCAAGGCCUUUUUUUGGCUUUAGACACUGGCUGCCAGCUAUUUUUACUAGAACACAGAAAGCCUAUCAAAGACCUUUUGUGUGUGUGUGUAUGCGUGUGUGUGUGUGUGUGUGUGUGUGUGUGUGUGUGUGUGUGCUUGAGUGUGUUUGCGUAUGUGGGUGGAUAUAAAUAUAUAUAAAUAUAUAUAAAUAAAUAUAUAUAUCCUCUGUAUAAAAUGAGGUUUCAGUACAAAAGGAACCAUGGGUGACCCUGUGAUAGCCACUGUCAUUUUCCAUCCCAUCCCCACCACCUGUGUGACAAAAAUCUAAAUACACAUCCCUCCCAACAUUCCCCAGACUAUUCAGAAUCACACAGCAUAUUGAACACUGACAGAAUCUUCUUCUAGAUGUUCAAGCAGCAACGUAUCUUCUCCUUUAGUGUCAUUACGAGGGAGUGAUGGCGGGAAUCUCAAAGUCACACUCAAGCUCUGAGACCUCUGUAUCAAAAAUAGGCAUUUGGUUUCCUGUUUUAGCUUUAGUAAAGCUAGCUAACCUCCCCCUCUUCAAGGUUGGGACUGGCAACGCUGUAGAAGUCAGCCACAGGAACCCAAAAUGGCUGCCCUACCUUGGCAGCCAAACAUAUUGAGGUUUUUGUAGUUGAAUGAAUGAGGAGGAUGAAUUUCAGCACAUUUUGAACUACUCACCCAACUUCUGCUGUCUUGCUCCCUCAAACUCCCAGACUCUCCCACAAUCAAAUUAGGAGCUGUAAAUCAGCACAAAAUAAGAUAACAGCUGCUCCUUAGUCAGCUGGAAGCUACUCAAUGGCCUGACAGGCAAUGAACAAAUGGGUGAUAGGUCUCUGUUUAAAGGAAAAAUGGCUUAAAAGCUGUUCUGUUCCCACUUCUGACUUUAUCCAGUAUAUUUCAACACACAAUGAUCAGGUUAAUCAAAAUCCCCAAGAGCAGAACUCCUACUCCAGGAGAAGCCUGCAUGUCUAAUUAAGAGUAGCAUAAGGAAUCUAAUUAUGUUUACCAUGUUUCUUGGGAUUGGUGGGUAAUGUCAAAACAUGUCCUUUAUUUUUAAAGGCAUGCACAAACUCUCUGACUUUGAUCUUAUAUUUGCCCUGGGAUAUUCAUAUUCCUAAAUCCACUAAUGUGUUUUCUCUAAGAAGCACUACAUGCCACCAGAAUUGCUCACUGAAAGAUCAUAUAAACUGAGUCAAGUGUCUUUAUGAGAAUCACUGUGUCCUGGGGGGCCCAGCAGUACCUCCUCCCCUGUAUGUGGAAGCAGCACCCUAAUUCCCGCCAUCAGCUACCUCUCAUCACCCCACCUUCAUUAUCAUGCUCCAGGGUCACCCUGGCCAGCUCUUGUGCUGGGACAGGGGAUUACACCAUCUCUGUUCAAAGAGGAGGAAAUGUGCCUAUGCCUUAAGUCAAUGCACUCAGCAAGGAGAAGCACAUCUAAUUUAUCUUGUUACCUAUAGUUUAUUUUGGGAGAUUGGAGAAUAGUGACUUAGUUAUGACUGGACAUCGGAAAAGCUGAUAGAUAAACCAAAUGGUUGGCAGAUGAGGACUCUCAGGAGCCCAGAAUGAACUCAUCGCUGGCUUAGACAGCCCUGGAUGCCAUCUGGAAAGCAGUGGGCCUGCAAGUCUAAAUGAAAUCGUAUUUGUAGGCCUGGGUGGCAUUUGGGUUUGUUUUUCUUUUCCCUCAAUGAGGUUUUAAUUUUUCUUACUUUACAAGCAAGGGGAGUUUUGUAUAGGAGAUAAAUAAAAGAUCUGAUAUUUUUUUGAGAUGACACUCAAGCAUCAGGCUGAGAUUUACACACACGGAUGUAAAAGCAAGCUGUGUGUUGCUCAGUCACUUACAAGUAGAUCGUGGGAGAUGGGGGAUGGGUCCUGGCCUGGCCAGUGAUGAACCAGUGAUGUUGCUGGCAUCCAGACCCCAAACUCACUCCAAGCACUCUCGCUCAGUAUUUCAUCCAGGGAGUUGGGCUGGUCAUUCUUAGGGUGAGACCCAGUGAUUGGUUGGUUUGCAGCACUAGGGUCUAAAAAGGAAAACCAGAAAAGACAUCAGAUUACUCUGGAUCAGUAGAAUUAAUAUCCCACAGGGCCAUGCUGCCAGAAUCUGUAUGUAUCAAUACAGGGUUUUUCCAAGCCAGGAAAGGCCCUCCUUGGCUAUUAGGAUCAACUUCCCCAUACCAUUCAGAUAGACAAUAAUAGCUACGAAGUCGUUUGUGGCUAGACAGGUUAAGACAGGUGAUUUUAAGUAGACACUCUUUGCAUUUUGCCAUCUCAAGUUCAUUAUCUUUGGAUGACAAAAGAGCAAAAGGUUCCCAGAACAUUUUCCUUAGAUUUUGUUCUAAUCACUACAUGAAAAUGAGAUUAGCACCAGAAGUUUUAUGCCAAUGAAAAAGACUGGUGUGAUUCCACAUGCAAAAUUUUAUCCUAAGGGUAAUGAGAUCACACAUAGAAUAAACAUAAGAACAAUCAACAGUAUAAAUCAAGUACCUAUUGGGAACAGAUAUGAUAAAAUUCUAUUUUUCAUUUAUGCUAAGUGACCACAAUAUACAAAGUAAUAAGCAGGAAAUUUGGUAUGGCUUAAAUUAUGUAUUUCAGUUCAGAUUUCAGAAAUUGGUAGUAAAAUGCAUUCCAAGUUUCUCAAUGUACAUCUUUUUACCCAACACCCUCAAACUAGAAUAUUUGUCCAUGGUCAUGAGAAAAAAUUUUUACCUGAAUUCUUGGGUGGGAAGAAAAGCUUUUACAUUAAAAUCUACUAACACCGACUUUUUAAAAAAUGAGAUUCUUUCUAAUCUUUAUAUGUGAUAUUUUCUAGACAAUCACGCCUUUGGGUAUAUUAAACAGACGGUAUCAUAACAAAGAGUUCAAAUGAACCUUCAAUAUACUAGAAGUUCUAGUAUGUUAAUAUUGUUCAGAAGAUUUUUACAAAUUAAAAACUGAUUUCCAAAUACGUUCGACAUUUACUUCUAUUUGAUAUCUGCUCAAGAAUUCAUAGAAGUCUUAGGAAACUAUUCAAGUAUCACAGAGGCUUUCAAAAGCCCUUAUGGUGACAUCUACCAAGGUAAAAGCCUGACACAUGGCUUUAUAAUUGUUAUGUUAUCCAAGGUAUAAAUGUUAUAAACUUGAAGUGGCUUUGAUCAUCCUUUAGGUCAUUUUCUCUAUGGAUAGUUUUCAUAGCAUAUCCAGCAACCGUAGACCAAAUUUUGCUUGAGGUUUGACCCUAGAGCAGAGGUCAGCAAACUACCACUGAGAAACCAAAUCUGACUCACCACCUUUUCCUGUCAAUAAAGUUUUAUUGUCAUAUAGCCACAUACAUUCAUUUACAUGUUUUCUGAUUUUACACCACAGCAGCAGGGUCAAGUAGCUGUGUCAGAGACUAUGUAGCCCACAAAGCAUAGAAUACUAUUUAGUCCUUUACAAAGUUUGCUGACCCCUGACCUAGAGGUUUUUGUGGUAUGCGUUCGAGAGGGCAGGAAAGAAAGCACAUUUCCCAACAGCAGGGAGUAAGCUUACGUUUUUCUAUGUAGGCUUGGGAAUGUAGUUACUUGGCAAAGUGUUUCAGGAAGGAAGUCCUUCCUUACCCUACAUAUGGAAAGCCUGCUUUCCAAGCCAUGUGGAAGUAAGCGAUUCACCUGCCAGAGAAACAGAGACUCAGAAGAUUCCUGGGAACAGGGAGGAUGGAAUUAGGGGAAGCCUAGUGGAAAAGGAAAGUUAUGAUCUUCCAAGACCCUUCAUGGAUAGACACAUACCAGGUCCUGCAGUCCAGCAUCACUGUGUAAUGAGAAGUGAAGUAGGGGACCCUAUGGUUUACCCUGAGAAUCUCUUUCUUGUAGAGACUAUUCUGCUGUCCAUAUUCAUAUAAAGUUUUCCACCUCACCCUCCCAUAGUCCAGAGGGAUGCCCACUCCAUGGUCCUCUGGAGAAUAUUUUUGAUUUAGCAUGUCUAUUUCUCCUCCAUCACUUCAGUUAUCAACACUGCCACUCUACUUAUUGUUCGAGCCACACCAGGCUUGAAGGGUUAGUGGGAACAAUAAAUAAUUGGAAGUAUUGGAAAAAUCAUCUUAAAAUACAUGGGAACAGAAAAAUACAGUAAAAUUCUUUUCAUCAAGAUGAUUCUGGGAGGAACCAGAUGGAUACCAGUUUGGUUUUAUUUCUAAGAAGCUGGGUCUUUGUUCCGUGGUGCAGAAGGAAUGCAAACAACAACAACAACAAAAGACAUAUUUUGAAAAGAAAUAUUGUUGACAUCUCUGCUUCCGUGUGUUCAGGCAGCUUCCUGUCAGACAUUUGUCCCUUCGGUCAACAUCCCUUUUGUUCAUCCAGGACUUCAUAUUCAAUAUGAAGUUUAAAAAACAACAACAAAAAAGUAUCAGCUAUGGAUGACUCUUUGGAAGUAUGAGUAUUCAUGAUAAGGAGGAAGGAUUUUUUUUUAAUGUAAAUGACCCCCAUUUACCAGACCCUAAUCAAAGCCACUUAAGGGAAUCCCUCGGCUAUUUAUUUGGAAACAGCUGAAAUAAAAUUAAAUUGGCAACACUGCCCUUAGCAGCAUCUAAAUCAGAGGAUCUUUCUUUGUUUAUUUUAGGCCAAAAGUAGCAUGAGGUUUGGACCAAAGAGGUAAACAGAUCCAUACCAAUGUUUCAAGGCUCUAUUAAAGGUCAAAAAUUUCAUUAAACAAGACCAGUUCUCCCUCUUCCCCCUGUCCAAAGAAAUCUUAGGCACAAAAAGGAUAAGGAAACAACUCCUGGAAUGAUACAUUUGCAUGGUGCCCUAGUAGCAGAUCAGGAAAAAGUUAUAAUAAAAGAAACAACCUUCGAAAACAGGUCUUUUAUCUCAAACAUAAAAUGUCUCUCUUGUGGUCUUUCAUCGCUGUCUCCUUGGUGGAAGGUUUCUCUAGUUCCAACAUAUUUCCAUUAAAAUAGUCAAAGCUACAGCAUUGGGAUGUCAGAUGCAUCUCUUUCUUUGUGGUAAUCGGAAUUUAAAAUUAUACAGUUGCCUCUGAAUUUCUCAUGCACAAAGCCAAGCCACUGAUAAGAGAUAAAGCAAUCUGAAGCCUGCUGCUUCAGCCAGCACAGCACACCACAUGCGUUUGCGUUUUCAAAAGCAAUGAGAUUUCUAUGGUUCUUAAAAGCUUUCUUCAUAAUGGAGUCCUUGAAAUUUCUCAAGGCAGGUCUGAAUGGCAAAGGGAAAAUAAUGCCUUGUGGGAGGUUUUCUUUUUGAGUAUCGUUAGAGCACACAUGUAAACUUUUGGGGCAACCCAUGCUCACAUAUGCUAUUUUCUUUGGUUCUCCCCCUGCCUUUCUUUUGUAGAUACUGACAGAAUAGUAGGAAAUUAGCAUCCUCAUUUGAGAGAGAAGAAUGUCACGGGCCCUUGAUGCAAUAGUAAGUGUGAUGUCAUAAUACAGUAUUAAUGAUGCUAUCAAAUCCAUCAAUAAACAGUCUCAAACCUUCCAACAGCAGUGCUCACUGCUGCUCCUCAACUUUAGCCCAGCAAGCAGUAAUAAAUAUCAGCACCCAUUUUGAGAUUUGCAAGUGAAAUAGAACAAAGAAAAAGUCACUGUAAGCAAGAAGCAUGUUUAGGGUCUGAAUCCACCUAUUGCAAUAGGAAGGCAGAGUGGGGUUCCAAAUGCCUCAUUAGGCAUGUGGACAGCCUCACUAGUGAGUGAGUUAAUUUGGCUUCAUCACUGAACAUUAGCUAAGGUCAGCUUAAUAACACAAUUAUGAGACCAGCUUCUUUGAGAGAAGACAAAAGAAAACAUCUGCUUAAUCUAAAAUCUAUUCCACAUGCCUAGAGUUGUCUAACAGUCCCUCACCUUCCAAUGUCUUCACAGCCUACUUCUACAUUUGGGGAUUUUUGGUGAAAUCAGAGGUAGCUCAGAAUUUCAUAAAAUGAGAAAUUCCAAACUGGUCUAUUAGGUUCCAUGGGAACACAGUAGCAAAAGGAUUGUGUGAGGGCAGGAAGAAGACAUUUAUAAACAAGGAAGACAGUAUUUCUCUAGUUCCCAGAUUCAUCUAAUUCAUGCGUUUCUAACAUUUUGGGGGGCCCUAGAUUCUUUUGACAAUCUGAGCAAAUCUAUGAAACUUCUCCCCAAAAAGAACCAUCCCACAAAAUCUUGUAAAACAUCAAAGAGAUUUUCCUGGAGCUAAAGCCUACCCUAAGACAUGGGCAGAAUUCUAUUCUUCAAUGUUAAGAAUAUUUAUUAAUAUUCAUUGAGCUAUUGUUAGGCACUAUGCUAAACAUUUUACAUGCAUUCUUUUAUUUCAUCUUCCAAACAAUCCUUUGAGUUGGGUUCUAAUACUGUUCCAACAUAUGGAUGUGGAAACUGAGGCUUAGAGCACCUAAGAAACUUGCCCAAAGGCACUAGCUAGAAAAUGGCAGAGCUGGAAUGGAGUUUUAACUCCUGACCACUCUGCUAUAAAGUCAUCACAUGUUGAACUAUUUUUUAAGUUGUUUUAAGUUAGGUUUUAAACUAGAUCUUCUUGGGUGGAUGAGGCUAUAGAACUUCUAUUUCCCUGCUUUCUGUAGUCUCUCCCAGUGACAGCAUCCAUACUAAAGUACAGAUACCCGAGGUGAAAAUAUAGAAAACCUGCCUGAAUAAUAGAAUCCAGAACACCAAAAAAUUAAUUUGCUCUGUGUGUGCUUCUUAAGUCAAGCUUUAAAAAAAAAUAGAUUGGAAAAUACCUGGGUGGUUAGCCUCACAUUUAGGAGAAAAUUGUAAUACUCAGUGAUCUGUGGGUGUGUGGCUAAGCAAGUCAGCAUUUCUGUACACAUACAUCUCUUUCCUUUACACUUCCCUUCAAAAGGCAAACAUCUUACUUUAGAUGAUUUACACUAUUUGGUCAGUAUUCUUCUCUACCUUUACUUGUGGCAAAACUGAAGGGAGGGAUCAAAGAGAAGGAAGCUCGUUUUUAUCAUUGUCUCUGUUUCCCUAUAACAAAGAACUACCAGGGAUUCACUGACUGCAUGUAGGCAUACAAUGUCAGAGCUGAGCUGACCACUCUGGUUCUGUAAUGGCUUCAGCCCCACACCUUGGCAGCCAUCGUUAAUGGGCCAUACCCUUCCCCAGGUGGAGAAUUCUCCUCACCAGAGCACUCAGGCCAUCACUACCAAUUCAUCUGAGCAGGAAAUGAGACUUGUUUGCCAAUUCUUAUUUUUAAAGUGGCACCCUUUAACCCUGACCCUGGCCUCCUACAUUCGGCAAUGAGGUUAGUGGUGUUUCAACUGGGAAAGGAGAAAUGAGUGCAUCUGAAGUUCCUUACAGCCUGGUUUCUUUUGGAACGCUUUCAUCUUCUAAGCAAAGAGAUCAGGCUUUGAUCCAUAAGAGUUAAAAGACAAAGUCGUUUUGAAGAAUUAACUCAUCCAGGGGUCAUCCAAACAGAUUAGAAAUCAGAAUGCCCUUGUUUAAAGCCCUGCUGUCAACCUGCCUUCACCCAGAGCUUAGGGGGCUACAGCAGCAAAGAAGUUGGGGUCCAUCCCGCUCCUGUGUGCUUUUUCCACAACAAGUACCUGGUCCUCUGGGAGGAAUGUGGAUAGAGCUCCUCACCAGACCCAAAAGACUCAGCCUCAGUGCCGGUCCUUGACUGGUUCAACACCCCCCACAAGACCUUAGUAAAGAGAUGAGCCAAGAAUGAAAAAGACUCUACAGUAAGUCAGUCAAGGAUUUCUUUUUAAUGGUGUAGCAUCCAAAUGGCAAGCCAAGAAUAAAUAAUCAUUAAAGGGUCUCAUAGGACUAACCUCACCAGAGCCAGAAAUCUGGCUCUCUGGAAGAGAGGGAAGAUUCUAGAAAAGUAAAGGGAAGUGUUGGCUCAUCUAAAUUUAGUGAACACCAAACUGACUUAGUUUUUAAUCUAUUGUUUCCAUGAGGAGGGGAACAAAGUUCUUCACGUAUCAACCACCUCUCCCUGUCAGGUUUCUCCCUUUUUGAGAUUAUGAAGAAGCUGAAACAUACUUCUUUAAGGAGGUUGUGUUUUAGAAGGAAAAGGCAGAGGCCAUCCACCAUUAUGCUAGUUAGAUACACUUCUGAAGAAGCCAGAUUCUGAUGUUCUUAACAGACAUUAAUGGUGAGGUCAUAAUAGUCCCAUUUGCUUGGAGAUUUUGAAAAA
Messenger RNA from Sapajus apella (tufted capuchin), 9657 nucleotides. RefSeq names its product sarcoglycan delta (gene SGCD). The coding region runs from base 662 to 1534 and encodes 290 amino acids. Gene Ontology annotation, biological process: heart contraction; cardiac muscle tissue development. The record is from RefSeq and is a predicted model, not a curated record. NCBI's taxonomy places the organism in Eukaryota, Metazoa, Chordata, Mammalia, Primates, Cebidae. The transcript has 9 exons. Gene Ontology annotation, cellular component: sarcoglycan complex; sarcolemma.